Molecule: messenger RNA, 762 nt
Organism: Durusdinium trenchii
Lineage: Eukaryota; Dinophyceae; Suessiales; Symbiodiniaceae
Source: the annotation of a GenBank genome assembly
AGGCACCGCUAGCCCCCAGACAGCGGAGACCCACGCUGGCAGAAGCGCGCGCGCAACAGGAUAUCCUGCAACUUCUUCAGGGAACUGCAGAAUCCUUGGAGGACGGGGGCGUGGCAUCACCUGGCCAGGUGGAGGCACCCCACUUGGAGCAGCUUUGUUCCCAACUCCAGGGCCUCCGUGGUCGCUACAUGGAGAUGCUGGGGCGCUGCGAGGAGUUUCGCCACCAACUCUGUGAAGCACAGGCCAAGAAGGAAGCCCACCGCACUGCGGCUGACCAGAAAAGGCGUAACUGGGAGAAGCUGGUGGCAGAGCAUCAGCUGCUCGUGGAUCAAGGUGAGGCAGAGAUUGAGCGCCUUCGGGAGGAGGUGGAAGAGGCACAAAGACGCCAAGAGAAGGUGCAGAAGGAGCAGGAGAGACUGGAGCGUGCAGCCAGGCAAGACAGGGUGUCCUUGGAACAGCUUCGUUUAAAGCUGCGCCAAAUGGAAGCGAGGCUGGACGAUGCUGGGACGUUCUGGAGCCGAACCAUUGAACUCCGCAGCUGCCAAUUUCAGAAUCGCAACUAAAGAAGUUUGGACGAUCCGCAUCAUUGCGGUUCAAUAUGCCAAUGUACAUAGACCAGCUCAUUUGAGCAAUGGCGACUUGCAAGGAAGGAUCGGAAGGAGCCGUGAACUUUGCUCAAGGAGAAGUUCUGAAAGCUUCAAGUGCGGUCCUUUCAUGGCAUUGGCGAGCCAAUGUACCGAUCAAAAAGUGCUCAUUUCAUAC